This is a messenger RNA of Rotaria socialis, 14118 nucleotides long. The record is from the annotation of a GenBank genome assembly. Lineage: Eukaryota; Metazoa; Rotifera; Eurotatoria; Philodinida; Philodinidae.
AUGGAAAUCGACUGUGAACAUCAUCAACUAUUGCUUGGACUUAUUCGACAAGUACCAGAGUUAAAUGAAGAUUUACAAUCGUUCCUACAAACGGAAAAAUGGUCUCUAGAUAAACGUCAUGUAUUAAUAAACUUACUUGUUCAGAAAUUAUUGCAUAGUGAUUCACUAUCGUCAGGAGUUUUUGAACAGAUCCGAAAUGUUUUUCCUCGUUAUUUUAUAGCAUUUAUUCAUCGUCUUCAUACAGCAGUGAAUUCUUCAACUAAAAUAAUUAAUCAUACAUCAAUUAAACAAAGGUUUCUUGUUUUGCUUACUCAAAUUCUACAAGAUUAUCCUUCAUUACAUACAAUAACUGAAAAUCAUCUUUUGUUAACGGAUACUUCUUUAAUUGAAUGGAACGGAGAAAGUCCAAAAAAGAAAUUAAAAACAAGAGCGCAUAAUAUCAAUGACAAUGUUUAUUUACUUAUUGCAACACUUCGUUUAUUAUUAUUAGCGAAUUCAAAAAUUCAUUUAAUACAUUCAUGGAAAUGGAAUAUACUGAGUCAUUUAUUAGAACAUAGUAAUGAUGACAAUGUUAAAUGGUUGACAUAUCUUUGCCUAUCCAUUGUAUUCAAUAUGUCUUCUGAUCAACAAGAUUUAUAUCGACCUAAUGUAUCUAAUACAACUAAAUUCAACAUUUAUGAUAUGAUCAAUUCAAAAUCUUCUCUUGUUUCAAAUUUUGUAUCAUCUUAUGAUAAUUUAUUUGCCGAUAAUGAUUUUAAAAAACGAACUGUUUUCAUUGGUGGUAUUCCUUUAUCAAAAUGUACUAUGAAUAAAAAAAGAAAUGAAAAUCAAUCAAUCAAUACAAUAAAAAUAACUUAUACAUCAACAAUAGAUAAAUGCUUACGUGAAAUAGCUUUAAGCAUCACACUAGGUUGGACAACAUUAAUUUAUAGUUCAAUAAGUAAUGGAAAAACAAUGAUUGUUGAACAUAUUGCUGAUCAAGUUGGAAAACGAUUAAUUAAAAUUCAAUGUUCCGAUCAUAUGGAUAGUAAAGUUCUAUUAGGUACAUAUCAAUGUACGGACAAGCCUGGAGAAUUCAUUUGGACACCCGGUUUACUUGUUGAAGCAACAUCUGAAGGCCAUUGGUUAUUAAUGGAAGAUAUUGAUGCUGCCAGUUCCGAUGUGUUAUCAACAAUAAAAAGUUUAAUUGAAACAAAAUCCAUUGGAUAUGGUUCGAUUUCUCCUGAUUUUCGUCUUUUUCUAACACAACGUGAUACAGGUGUACCGGUACAAUCAAAUGAAUUAAUACAUUUAUUAAAAAGUGUAUUUUGUAUUGUGAUACCUUCGUAUAAUGAUUCCGAAAUAAUUCAAAUAAUGGAAAAUCUUCCAAUAUGGAAUAAUGAUUUAAAAUUAUUUCAAAUGAAAUUAUUUCAAUUAUAUCAAUCAUUACAAAAUACAAAAGGAUCAAUACAUACACGUCUGGUUACGUUACGUGAUUUAUUAAAAUGUUGUCAUCGCCUAUCGAGUUUAUCAAUUUCACGUUCAGUGGAUAGACAAUUAGCAUUUUAUGAUGUAUUAGAUUGUUUUGCAUCAUUCUUACCAAAAGCAAAUCGUUUACAAAUCAUUCAAUCCAUUGGAACAUUAUUUAAUAUGAAUAAUCAAGAAGUUGAAUUUUAUUCAUUUAAAUCAAUGCUUGAAUUUGACGAUCUUGAUAAUCACUAUUUCUCUAUCGGACAUAUCAAAUUAGAAAUACAAAAGAAAAAUAAUCAAUCAUUGCAACAACAAUAUUGUUUUGCAAAAACUCGUACAGCUAUGUUUAUACUAGAACGUAUUGCAAGAUGUGUUCAAAUGAAUGAACCUGUUUUACUUUGCGGUGAAACUGGUUGUGGAAAAACAACACUUGUUCAAUAUUUGGCUCAAAAAACCGGAAAUCAUCUUCAUGUAAUCAAUUUGAGUCAACAAAGUGAUGCUGUUGAUUUACUUGGUGGUUAUAAACCAUUUGAUUCCGUGUUAUUAUUAAAACAAAUUUAUCGAGAUUUUUCCAAUGAUCAAACGACCAAUGAAAAUAUUGAACAAGUUGAAAAAUCAAUUCAAUCAAAACGAUACAAAGAAGCAAUCAAACUAAUGAUUAAAUGUACUGAUAAAGAUUCUCCAUUAAGAAUUCAACUUAUUAAAUUACGAGAAUCAUUUAAAUUGAAAAAUAAAUCUGCACUCAUAUUUCGAUUUGUUGAAGGUUCACUUGUUCAAGCAUUAAGAAAUGGCGAUUGGAUUUUAUUAGAUGAAAUUAAUUUAGCUUCAUCAGAAACUCUUCAAUUACUUAGUGGAAUACUUGAAAGUGAACAAGGAACUAUUUGGCUUGCUGAACGAGGUGAUAAACAACCGAUAGUGCGUCAUUCAAAUUUUCGUUUAUUUGGCUGUAUGAAUCCUGCUUCAGACGUUGGUAAACGUGAUAUUCCUAUUGGUAUAAGAAAUAGAUUUACAGAAUUAUUUGUUGAUGAAUGUGAUGAUCGAUCUGAAUUUAUGAUUAUUGUUGAGAAAUAUCUUUGUCAAACCAAUAUACCAAAGGAAUACAUUGAUCGUAUUGUAACAUUCUAUAUUGAUAUUCAAACUAAAGUUAAAAACUUUCUUUUAACAUCAUCAUCAACAUCAAAUAAUCGAAUAUCAAUUACUUACAGUUUAAGAAGUUUAUGUCGUGCAUUAAAAUAUAUUGCAACAACACAAUGGUCGGGAAAAUCAUAUUCUCGAGCUCUAUUUGAAGGUUUUUGUUUAAGUUUUUUUAGUCAAUUAGAUCGAUCAUAUUAUCAUGAUGUUCAAAAACUAAUUCAUCAAAUAAUAUUACAAGACAAGCCAUCAAUUCAAACAUUAUUGAAAUCAACUCAAAUGGUUGUUUCCAAAGAAAAUUCUAAAAAAUAUAUUGAAAUAAAAAAUUAUAUGAUAUUAAAAGGUGAUUUAACACUUCAUCAAAAUGAAAAUUAUAUUUUUACUGAAACAGUUACUGAAAAUUUAAUUAAUAUAAUUCGAGUUCUAUCAGCCAAAUCUUAUCCAGUACUUCUGCAAGGUGAAACAUCUGUUGGUAAAACAUCAUUAAUUAAUUGGUUAGCAUCAGCAACAGGAAAUAAAUGUUUAAGAAUAAAUAACCAUGAACAUACGGAUUUAUCUGAAUAUCUUGGUACGUAUACAUGUUCGUCAACAACUGGACAACUUAUCUUUCAAGAUGGUCCAUUAAUAAAAGCCAUGCGUUAUGGUUGGUGGAUUAUACUCGAUGAAUUAAAUUUAGCAUCAAGCGAUAUAUUGGAAGCAUUAAAUCGUUUAUUAGAUGACAAUAGACAAUUAUAUUUAAGUGAAACAAAUGAAUUAAUUAAUGCACAUGAACGUUUUCAAUUAUUUGCAACACAAAAUCCUGCUGGUGAACAAUAUGCUGGACGUAAACGUUUAUCACGUGCAUUUCGUAAUCGUUUUAUUGAAUUACAUUUUAGUAAUUUACCACAAAAUGAAUUAGAAAUAAUUAUUGAAAAAAAAUGUCAAUUACCUAAAUCAUAUUCUAAACUGUUAAUACAAACUAUGAUUGAUUUACAAAAGUAUCGUUCACAAAAAGGUAUUUUUUCUGGAAAAUCAAGUUUAAUUACAUUGAGAGAUUUAUUUCGUUGGGCACAACGUUAUACAAUGUAUAAAAAUUCGUGUGAUAAUUAUAAACAAUUUUUAGCUGAACAUGGUUAUCUAUUGUUAGCUGGAAGAUCAAGAAAUUCCGAAGAUAGAGAUUUUAUUAAACAAACUAUUGAAAAACAUUUUUGUGAAAAAAAAAUGCUUGUAAACGAAGAGAUUUUAUUCGGAGAUGAAGGUAGUCCUUAUUCAACUAGACAAAUAUGGCAAAAUAUUAAAACAAAUAAUCAAUUAAAACAUAUUGUUUGGACACAACCAUUAAGAAGACUUGCAAUUCUUUGUGCUUUAUGUCUUCAAUUUGACGAACCUGCUUUAUUAGUUGGAGAAACUGGGUGCGGUAAAACCACAAUAUGUGAAAUUUUAUCAGAAAUAAAUAAACAAAAAUUAUUUACAAUAAAUUGUCAUACAACAACUGAAAGUGCUGAUUUUAUUGGAAGUAUUCGUCCCGUUCGUCGCAACGAACAAAAUGUAAAAUUUGAUGAAAAUCAAGGUUUAUUUGAAUGGCAAGAUGGCGCAUUAGUGUGUUCAAUGAAACAAGGUGGAUUUUUUCUUAUUGAUGAAAUUUCGCUAGCUGAUGAUAGUGUUCUUGAACGAUUAAAUAGUGUUCUAGAACCUGAAAAAGAAUUAUUUUUAGCUGAAAAAGGCUAUAGUCAUGAUGAUCAACAUAUUGAUAUUAUAAAAGCACAUGAAAAUUUUCGUUUAAUUGCAACAAUGAAUCCUGGUGGAGACUUUGGAAAAAAAGAGCUUUCGCCAGCAUUACGUAAUCGUUUUACAGAAAUAUGGUGCACACCAAGUGAAUCAAUUCAUGAUUUAUAUUCAAUUAUAAUGCAUAAUUUAAAAUUAAAUGAUGAAAACCAACUAAAAGAAUGUACAACAAUGAUGUGCAAUUUUAUUGAAUAUCUUCGUACAAUGUCAAUAACGAAACGUAUUUUGAUAACUGUUCGUGAUAUUCUUAGUUGGGUAACAUUUAUAAAUCUAAAUUCAAAUAAUUGGGAAUAUUCAUAUGAGCAUGGUGCUUAUUUAGUUUUUAUUGAUGCAUUAGAUUCAUCAUUAACAUUAAAACAAUUGAUAGUUGAGUUUUUAAUCAAACAACAACAACAACAAAAAUCACUUUUAUCUGAAACAAUAAAUAUUAAAUCAAAGUAUUUAUCGUUUGGUUCAUAUUCAAUUCAACGUGGCUCAACAAAUUAUACUGAGAAUGAAGAGUAUAGUUUUAAAGCACCAACAACAUUGUUAAAUGUUCAACGACUUUUACGUGCUAUGCAAUUAAAUAAUAAACCAAUAUUAAUUGAAGGAAAUCCUGGUGUUGGUAAAACAAGUUUAGUUAUUGCAUUAGCAAAAUUAGCUGAUUAUUCGUAUAUUAGAAUUAAUUUAUCAGAACAAACCGAUAUUAGUGAUUUAUUUGGCUCUGAUUUACCUGAUGUUGAAAGUGGACAAGCAGGAAAAUUUAAAUGGCAUGAUGGACCUUUAUUAACAGCCAUUAAAAAUAAUCAAUGGGUUAUUCUUGAUGAACUUAAUUUAGCAAAUCAAUCGGUAUUAGAAGGAUUGAAUGCAUGUUUAGAUCAUCGAGGUGAAAUUUACAUUCCUGAAUUAAAUCGAACAUUUUAUAUUCAUGAUAAAGAUACAUCAAUACCAUUGCGUAUAUUUGCAUGUCAAAAUCCUUAUGGACAAGUUAGUGGGCGAAAAGGUUUACCAAAAUCAUUUUUAAAUCGUUUUACAACCAUUUAUUUUUCUGUACUGGAAAAAAUUGAUUUAAAAAUAAUCUGUCAGCAAUUAUAUGAAAAGAUUCCUGACGAUAUUAUUGAUAGAAUGUUAAAUUUUAAUGAAAAAAUUCAACAAGAAUUUAAUAAUAGUCAAUAUGAUUUUAAUUUACGAGAUUUAUUAAAAUGGUGUGAAAUGUUUGAACAAAAUAAUGAAAACAAAUAUAAAGCUUUUGAUUUAAUCUAUGUUAAACGUAUGAGAACAAAGAAAGAUCAAGAUCUUACUAGACAAAUAUAUCAACAAACAACUGAAUGGAAUAUUGAACCAAUUCAAGUUCAUUUUAAAAUUGAUUCGAAAACAUUGCAGAUUGGUUCAAAGAAAUGGUUACGUGAAUCAAUUCGUCUUCCAACACUAUCAUCUACCCAUCCAAUUCUAUUGAUGCGCCAUCAAUUAGAAAGUAUAUCAUCAAUAUUAGAAUGUUUAUCAUUAUCAUGGCCAAUUCUUCUUGUCGGUCCAUCAUCACGCUCAUCAAAAUCAACAUUAAUUCAUUUACUAUCAUGUUUAUGCGGUCGUCCAUGUCAAACAUUUGAAUUGAAUUCUUCAAUCGAUACAAAUGAAUUAUUAGGAAAUUAUGAACAAUUUAAUUUUCAACAAUAUGCAAGACAUCAUUUAAAUUUAUUAAAACAAGAAUAUAUUAAAAAUAAUCAAAUUAAUUUAUUAAAUGAUUUAAAUAAUGAAAGCAAAGAAAUUACUAUUGAAUAUUUAAAUGAACUGAAACAACAUUUACCAUCGAAUGAAAUCGAUAAAUUAAUAUCAAAAUGUUGCCAAGAACAACAUUUUGUUUGGAUUGAAUCAAUUUUAAUUCGUUCGAUGCGUCAAGGAAAUUGGUUAAUACUUGAAAAUGUUAAUACAUGUUCGUUGAGUGUUUUAGAUCGUUUAAAUUCAUUAUUAGAACCAAAUGGACAACUCAUAUUGAAUGAAGGUGGUGGACAAGGUUCUCUUGUUAAACCACAUAAAGAUUUUCGACUUAUUUUAACAAUGGAUCCUAAACAAGGUAAUGGAGAAAUAUCACGAGCUAUGCGAAAUCGUUGCUGUGAAAUUUAUAUUGAUGAUCAACAACAAUUUAAUUAUUAUGAUUCCAAAGAAUUAAUACAAGUUUGUCAAAUUUAUCAAACACAACAACAAGAAGACUUCAUUCGAAUUCAUCAAAUACUUUGUCAAAAAGUAUCAACAUUUGGUUUCCAUAAUUUAAUUCGAUCAUGUUUACUAUUCAAUGAAUUAACUCAUUCAUCAAAUGAACCAUUUCGAUUGGCAAUAAAAACAGCUUAUCGUACAUUGAACACACGUUUAAAUAAUGAAAUUGAUUUAUUAGUUGAUGAAUUUACUUCGAAUACUGUAUCAUCCAAUUUUAUUAUUUCACCAACACAAAUCAAUGAUUUAUGUUUACAACCAGAAUUAGUACUUUCCAUGAAACAAAAUAUUCCACUUUGGAAUUGUUCAUUAAAAACUGAUAAAAGAAAAUUUCAUUUAUUAUUUUAUCGUUUUAUUGAAAAUAUUUCAUCAUCAUCAUCGUCAUCAAUUGAAUAUGAUUUAUUUUCUUAUAGACAUUCUCAACAAGCAAAUUUAAUUAAUCUUGUUAAAGAAAUGAAUAGUGAUAAUAAUAAUUUUUUAUUAUUAAGAAUAUUAAUUGAACAUGAUUCGAUUUAUAAACAAUUAAAAAAAGUUAUCAAAUCACAGUCUACUGACGAAGAAUUAUUUUUUGAAAAUAGUGAUGGACAAUUUUGGUUAUUAAUGAAACAAUAUUUCAUUCGAGCUUUAUCUUCAUUCGAUUUCAUUAAUAAUGAUGAAUUAUCAUUUUCACACUAUCGUUCAUGGCGUUGGUUUCUAUCGAUAAUUGAAUCUCCAUCGAAUUUAAUAAAUCGUCGCCUUCAUUUAAUAAUCGCAUGGCCUUAUGUGCGUUCACUAUUUUCAAAUUAUAAUGAAAACUCAUUAUUUAUUGAACAAAUAAAACAAAUUGAUGAGCAAUAUAUGUCUAUACAGAAUGAAUUCUUUCAAUUUUAUAAUCAUUAUCAAAAUCAAGCACAUUAUUUGAUAAAAACAAAAUAUGAAUAUGAUUUAUUAUGUCAACGUUAUCAAGUUUUUUAUCAAAUUGAUUUGUUUUCUAAUAAUAAAACAGAGAAAAAUUUAGAAAAAUAUUUACAAUAUUGGUUUCAUUAUGAUAAACAAUUGAUUCGUUGUUUUCAACAAUUAAAUCAAUCUCAGGAAAAUGAUUUAACUAUUCUAAAAGAAAUAGAAACAAGUUGGAAUGAAUUGAAAUAUAGUUCAACUAUAUUCGAUCGUGAUAUAUUAUUUUAUAAUACAUUUGAAUCAAUUCUUAGUUAUCAAUAUCAAUGGAUAAGUUCAUAUUUAAAGCAAAAUUCAUUAAUAUUACCUUUUGUUUCUUUAUCAAUUCCAUUUAAUAAUAAUGAAAAUCCCGAUGAAUAUUUUUGCCAAUUAAUAUCUUAUUCAAUAAAUCCAUCAAUCAACGAAAUUUAUAUUGAAAAAUGGCUUGAACAACCAAAUACAAAAUCAUUGUUAUACUAUUUUAAUAUUCAUUCACUAAAUGUUCCAUUUGGUUUAUAUGAUAAAAUUCGUCAACAAAUUAAUUUUUGGUCAAACUUUUUCUGGUUAAACGGUUCAUUUCUUCAAUGUAAUCGAUCAAAUUUAGAAGAAUUUGUUCGAAAUUGUUUAGAUAAUCCAGAAAAUAAAUUAAAAAAUCUUUCAUUAGAAUUAAUUGAGCAAAGUUUAAAUAAAAUUGAUUUAAUUUAUCCACGUGGUGAAAUCGAUCCGAUUAUUUAUGAACAAAUCAUAAAUGAUUAUAAAUUAAAAUUUCAAUCAGAAAUAAUUUUUGAAUUUAAUUUAAGAGUUGAAUGUCAACAAAAAUAUGAAUAUUCAUUCAAUACUUCAAUUCAUCAAUGGGAAAAACAAAUGAAAAUCAUUAUGAAUCAAUUAGAUAUUGAACAAUAUAAUUAUUAUCGUUUUAAUAAUGAACAAUAUCAAUUAUUAAUGAAUUAUUUAACCAAGCAAUUAAUUAGUAAUUUAUUAAAUAAAAACUUUUUAAUUGAACAAAUUUAUAACAGAAAUGAAAAGAAAAUUUAUCAACAAUGGAGAAAAAAUAUUGUGGAAUUUUAUAAAAACUUCAUUUUAUCAGAUAAAUUUUAUAUUUAUAGAGAUGUUACUAUGCCUUUAAUGAAACAAGUUUUUCAAAUUGUUUUGGCUUUUGAUUAUCAUUUUCAAUCAAAUAAUGAUAAUAACAAAAAGAUUUUUAAUGACUGUCUUUUUCCAAGUGGACUAAAUCAUUAUAAUUUAUUACAUAUUGCACAAGAUUUAUUUCAAAAACGAACAUUUGUUCAGCAAAAUAUGGCAACAGAUCGUUUUAGGCAGUAUUUUAUAUUGAUAAUCGAAUAUUUGGUUGUUUAUAUUCAUAUAAAUCACGAUAGAUCAAAAGAUUUUAAUCAGCUAUUACAUUCAUAUUUGGAAACGGUUCAUUAUCUUUGGUCUGAAGAAGAACGUCAAGUAGAAGAAGAAAAACGUUUAUCCUCAAGUAUUUAUCGUCAUGAAGCAAGUGAACUUGAGAGCGAACAAGAUGAUUACGAAUAUCAACGUUUAUUUCCAUCAUUUGAUUCGGAUUUUAUUGAUUUUCUUGCAUCAAACGAAAAGAUUGAAAAUGAAGAAAUAAAAUCAGUCGAAGAAAAACCAUCAAAAUUAUCAGUGCUUCCAUACUAUCUUAUCUUUGAACAAUUUUCUUCCAUAAUAUAUAAUGAAAAAAUUGCUUUAAACAAUCUUGUCGUACCAUUUUUUAAUAGUUUAUAUGAAUUUGGUGAAGACGAUCGUUUAAUAACUCAUAUGAUACGUUUAUCGAUAAAAUCUAAAGAAACUUUAUCCAAAUAUAUAACAAAUUUAAAUAAGCCAUUUGAUAUUUAUCAAGAUUCAAAAUCUUCAAUGAUAAUUGAAUCAUAUUCAUUGAUUAUUUCAAUUGAGAAACGUACAAAUCAACUUUUAGAAACUCAUGAAAAUCAUCCAACACUGCUUGAAAUUCUUCUUGUUAUUCAACGACUUAAAUCAUUUUCAAUUGAAAGUUCAUUGAUAAAAUUCCUUUAUGGAUUUGAUAUUUUAUUUCAUAAACUAACUUAUUGGCAAGAAACAUAUGCAUCAAAAAGUCUUCAAACGACAUAUACUAAUGAAUUAAAUAUGUUAACAUCAUAUAUAAUAGAAUUUCGUAAAUAUGAAUUUAAUUGUUAUGAACAAAGUUUAUCAAUGAUUGAUUAUAAUCAAAGAAAGUUAACAAUAACAAACUGGUGGUUACAUUUAUUUGGUUUGAUUAAUUCAGAAAAUAGUUUAGUUUUAUUAGAAAAAAAUCUUCAUGAAUUUUUUCAAAAAUCAACACUGGGAGAUUUUCUAAUACGUUUAGAAUUAUGUGAAAUACUUUCGAAAUAUUUUAAUAAUGAUAAUAUAUUAAUAUUAAAUUCAAUAAUUAGUUAUUAUAAACAAUUUCAAGAAUUCAUACAAAAUCAAAUUAAUGCAAUAAGAAAACCAAUUGAAAAUGAAAUAAAAAAAUUUUUUAAAAUUCAACAAUGGAAAGAUACAAAUUAUUAUUCAUUAAAGCAAUCAAUUGAUAAAUCACAUAGAUUUCUAUUUAAAUCAAUUAAAAAAUAUAAACAAUCAUUAUUGGAUUCAAUUCAAAAAUAUUUCCCAACGUAUCAAAUAAAAUUUAAUUAUUUAUUAACGAAAAAUGAAGAUUUUUUUCGUUUAAUUAAUUUAAAAACGAUUUUAGUUGAUAAAAAUAAUUAUCAUAUAUUUACUAAUUAUAUGAAAAAUGAUAGUAAUUUAAUAAAUGAAUAUUCAUCAAAUAUAAAUUUAAUGAAAAUUGGAACCAAUGAUCGUAAAGAAAUAAAACAAUUAUACACAGAAAAACGUCAAUUAAUAACACAAUUAUUUAAAAAAUUAACAACAAUUGGUUUAUCAUUUAAAAAAGGUUUAUUAAAUAUUAAUUCUCAAACAUCAUUUUCAUUAUCAACAAUUGAAAUGAAAUAUUUUGAUAUUGAUUUAAAUAGAAAAACUUAUGGUUUUAUUAAAACUAAAACUAAAAAAUUAAUUAUUGAUAAUCGUUUAAAUGUAUUAGAAAAAUUUUCUUCUAUUUAUCAAGAAACAGAUUUUAAUUAUUACAAAACAAUUUAUCAACAUAAUCAAUUACGUUUAUUAGUACAAAUAAAUAAAGUAGAUCCAAUUAUUUUUCAACGUAUUCAAGGAUUUUUGGAACAUUUAAUUAAAAUUAUAUUUCAACAAAAAAGUCUUUUACAUUCAUUUAUUGAGCAAUAUCAACAAUUUUCAAAGUUAUUCUCAAUUUAUUCAAAACGAAAUUUUCAAUAUUCAUUAAAUAAUAAUCAUUCUAUUGAUCAACUGUAUCAUUUUACAAUUUCAUUAGUUGAACGUAUUUAUUCAUUUUUAUUAAUUAUUCGAUCAAUUCCAUCAAAUUCUAUUGAGCAAAUUCCAAUUAUUGAUCAAAAACCAAAUUAUAUUCAAUUAUUAAAUUCAAAUGAUUUUAUUGAUUUAUUAGAAAAAUUUCUAGAACGUUUGAAUUUAUUAAUUGAGACAUUAAACAAGUUUUAUGAUCAUAUCAUUGAUUAUCAUCCAGUGUUAAAAGAAAUUUUUUCUUUACAUUCAGAAAUAUGUUUAACUAAACAACAAAUUCAAAAUGUUAUUCAAAAAUUAUUUAUCGAUGAAAAUAUUUUUCCUAAUGAUCAAUUUAUUGGACAGUUGGCAAAGAAUUUUAUUGAUGUUUAUGAACAAUUUUCUCAAAUCAAUCUUAUAAAUCAAGAUAAAGAAGCAACUCCAUCGUUCAAUUCUAAACCGUUAAAACGUUAUAAAAAUCGUUUAAUUACUGGUCUCAAUAAUUUACAUUCGAAUACUCCAACAGUUGAUUCUUCAUCAUCAAUGUGGCUUGUUCACUACUAUAAUUAUUUUAAUAAUCAUAUAAAUCAAUUAGAUCUUUUGCAUUUAACAAAAAUAAUUUCAAAAACAAUAACUCCUAAAUCAAUCGUAUUCUUUAACGAAAUACAUUUAUUAAGUGAACAAAUACUAUAUCGUUUUAUAUAUUAUCACCAUUGUACGUUACAAAUCUAUUUAUCAUUAAGUAAUACAUUUUUAACUUUACUACGUGAUGGCUUUCAAAUGCCGCCAGAAGAAACAGAACAAGAUACAAAUAAUCAAGAACAAAAGAGUGAAGGCGGACCAUCAGGAAUGGGUGAAGGACAAAUUAAUAAAGAUGCAAAAGAUGUUUCGGAUCAAAUUGAAACCGAAGAUCAAUUAGAUGAAGCAAAAAUGCCUGGACAAGAAGAACAAGAUAAUGAGAAAAACUCAGAUGAACAACAAAGUGUUGAUGAUGAAAAAAAUGGCAUUGACGUUUCAUUUGAUUUUGAAGCACUCAUGGAAAAUCCAUCGAAUGAAGACAAAGAAGAAAAUGAUGAAGAAGAUGAGAAUGAAAGUGAAUCAAAUGAUGAUAAUAUCGAUGAUCAAAUGGGGGAUGUUAAUGAAGAUGACCAAGGAGAAAUAUUUGAUGAGAAAAAAUGGGGUGAUGAGAAAAACAAAGACGAAGAAGAAGAAGAAGAAGAUCAAAAUAAACCAAAUGAAACUGAUAAAUCAUCUGGUAAAGACAAACGACAACGGGAUGGCCUAUCUGCGAAAGAUGAACAAUUAGAUUUGGCUGAAGAAUCAAUUGAUGAAAAUCUUGAAGCAAAUGAUAAUACUUAUGAAGAUCAACCACCAGAAACAGCAAAAACUGAUUUAAAUUCUGAAGAAGAAAUGUUAGAACUUCCAGAAAAUAUGGAUUUAGAUGGUAAUGAUGAAAAAGAAGAAAACAUCGAAGAAAAUCCAAAUGAUUUAAAUUUACCUGAAGAUGAAGAUAUUAAUUUACCGAACGAAGAAAGUAAAGAUAGCAAUGAUGAACCGGAAGGCGAUGACGAAAAUAAUAAUUUGAAAACAAAUCAGAUAACUGAAUUGCCAGAAAAUCUUCCUGAUCAAGAGCAAGAAAAACUUGAACAAUCAGCUUUAACUCAAGAUAAAAGUUCAACUGCUGAUUCAAAAAAUCAACCAAAUGAGUGUCAACAAAGCUUUGCAAAUGCCGAAACAUUUGAAGAAGAAAAAGAAAAAGAUCGAAAAGAAAAUGUUGGUGAGUCGUCAUCAAAACAAACCUCUCAAACUCAACAGAUAUCUUCGAAUCAAGAAAAUCAAUUAACACAAGAAUUAAAUGAUGAUCUUAAAUCAGAUAAUAUAAAUAAAUCAUCAAAUCAAUCAAAUGAACAACGAACAUUAAGUGAAAUAGCAUCGUUUAUUGAUCAAAAUAUAAAAGCAGCAUUUGAUCUUGAACAAACUGAAGAUAAUAAUAAUCCUGACGAUGAUUUACCUAGUCUAGAGCAAAAUUCAAAUGAGAAACAAACACAAAUCUAUGCACAUGCUAAAAAUAUUCCAAAACAUUUCCCUGAACAAAAACAAAUUCUUGAUUCAGCAACAGAAGAACAAACAAAAAAUCUUAAUGAAAAAGAUGAUCUUGAAACAAAACAAGUCGAACCAAUGAUUAUUGAUAAUCAACAAGAGGACGAAAAGGAACAAGGUAAACCAUCAACUUUACAAAAAGAGCCAAUACAAAAACCAAAAUCUUCAUCUAUUCAUGAUCAACCAUUAUUAACAUCAGAAACCAAUGAAAAUAAUGAAAUGAUUUCAAUUGAAAAGCCCUAUAUAUCGACAACAACAGUUGAACAUCAAUUUAAUUAUCUAUCGAAUGUUAAACCUUUAACAAAUAGUUUAACUGAACAAAUUGAAUAUCAAUUAGAAGAAUGGUAUACGAAUAUAAAUGAAAAAUCAAAUGAUUCAAAAGAAGCUGAACAACUUUGGACGCAGUUAGAAAAUUUAACACAACCAUAUGUUUUCGAAUUAUGUGAACAACUUCGUCUUUUACUUGAACCAACGCAAAGAUCGAAAUAUUCUGGAGAUUAUAGGACUGGAAAACGUUUAAAUAUGAAACGUAUUAUUUCAUAUAUAGCGUCAGAUUUUCGUAAAGAUCGAAUUUGGUUAAGACGUUCCAAACCAUCAAAAAGACAAUAUCAAUUAAUAUUAGCUAUUGAUGAUAGUCAAUCGAUGGAUAAUUUACAAGUUAAACGUUUAGCGUUAGAAUCAUUAAUUUUACUUGGACAAACAUUGAAUUUAUUAGAUGUUGGACAGUUUGGCAUUGUUUCAUUUGGGCAAUAUAUUACAAUGUUACAACCAUUAAGUCAAAACUUUAAUCAUCAAAAUGGUAUUCAAGUACUUGAACGAUUAAAAUUUGAUCAAACUAAAACGCUUUUAGCUGAUUUGAUGGAAUCAGUAACACAUACAUUUGAUAAAGAAAAACUUCAAACAUCAAAUCCUUUAUCACAAUUAUUAAUAAUUUUAUCCGAUGGUCGUGGUUUAACUGUAUCGGGUAAAGAUCGUUUAUUAAAAAGUGUUCGCCAUGCAAUGUCACAAAAUAUUUUCGUUGUGUUUGUUAUUCUUGAUAAUAUAAAUCAUGAAAAAUCAUCAUCGAUUUUUCAAAUCAAUGAAGCUGUGUUUGUUGGUGAUAAGGUUGAAUUUCGUUCAUACUUAGAUAGUUUUCCGUUUCCAUAUUACUUAGUAAUACAAAAUUUGGAAAUGUUACCACGUGCUUUAAUUGAUGUAUUAAGACAAUUUCUGGAAUUAACUACAACCAAUAACAACAGUAACCAGUGA